This is a messenger RNA of Tetrahymena thermophila SB210, 1506 nucleotides long. RefSeq names its product amine-terminal domain enolase. The record is from RefSeq and is a predicted model, not a curated record. Gene Ontology annotation, molecular function: magnesium ion binding; phosphopyruvate hydratase activity. The transcript has 13 exons. Gene Ontology annotation, biological process: glycolytic process. Gene Ontology annotation, cellular component: phosphopyruvate hydratase complex. Lineage: Eukaryota; Ciliophora; Oligohymenophorea; Hymenostomatida; Tetrahymenidae.
AUGUCUUCUUCUCCUUAUCUAAGCUAAGAGCUUAAGGAUUACAUGAAAUAAAAUAAUAUCGAGGAAACUUUGUCAAAGAUCGUUAAUCAGCUUCUUCGUGGAAAGUACUCCGACCCUUACGCAUUUAUGAUGAACGAAUUUGGAAAGCUUGCAAAAAAUGAUAUCACUAUUCUCUCAGUUGUCCCAUACCAGACAUUAAAUAUAAAUAGUUUACCUUCAAUAAAAUUAUAAUACACAGUAGAGUAUAAGUAAAAAGAAUACAAAAUAGAAACAUCUUUUUAGUUUGGCUAAGCUUCAGAAACAGUAGUACCUUUAUAUGACAACAUAAAUGAAGUAGAUAGUGGAAAAGGUGUUAGUAAUGCUUUAGAAUUUAUUAAAAGUAAGAUAAACCCAAUUUUGAAUAAGAAAAGUGCCAGAGAUUAAAAAUAAAUAGAUGAAUAAUUAACAUAGCUAUAUGAAGCUAAUGAAAAAAAAGGUAUCAAUGCUAUUCAAACAGUCUCUUAUAGUUUAAAUUAGGUUAUUGCUUAAAUAGAAAAAAUUUAACCUUAUGAAGUUAUAAGAUAAUUAAGUGGGUUUGAAGGUGAAUUCUAGCACCCUAAAAUUAUGGUUAAUCUUUUAUAAGGAAGCAAAUUAGUUGGAGUUAAAUGUAAGAUUUACAAGUUCUUACUUAUUGUAGAUAAAUACGAAAAUGGAAAAUAGUUACUUGAUAUAGUUAGUCAGAUUACAGGUAAUAUUAAGAAGACUAUAACUAGUGGUAAAUUGGGAGAAGCUGCCUUGAAGUAUCACACUGAUGGAACUUUUAUUGUAACUGUAGAUUCAAUAAAUGACAAUAUGAAGAUGAUAGAAGAGGCAAUUAAUAAAACUCCAUACAAAGAUAAUGUCUAUGUUGGUUUGAAUCUUAUGGCAGAUAACCUCUACCUUCCAGAUAAAAAAUUAUAUGAGUUAGAAAAUCCAAAGCAACUCAUGGAUCCUACUUAACUAGCUGACUUUUUGUUAAAGUUGUGCACUGAUAAGCCAAUAAUAAAGUAUAUUUAAGAUCCUAUAAAGAACGAUGAUUUAGAAGGGUGGAGUAAGUUUAUGGCUAAGUUUUAAGGAAAAAAUAUCUAGAUUGCCAGUAGCUUUUUAUACUCAACAAUCAAUAGGAUUAAAGAAGCUAGUAUAGAGUCUGAUAAAGAUUCUAAUCCAUAAAUGUCUGAAAAUGAAAUAAAUUCAGCAAAUGCUAAAAAAUUUGACCUGCAUUGUGCUCACUAUAGACCAUUUGAAUAUCCGACACUCAGCAACUUCUUAGAAAUAGCCAAAAUGUCUCUUAACAAAAAAAAUAGUACUGCAGUUAUCAUUUAAGAAAAUUUAGAAGAAUUCACUGACACCACUAUAGUAGAUUUGGCUUUUGGGUUGAAGAAUUGUUGGUUGAAUCUAGUGUCUCCUUUUAAGUUAGAGAGACUAUUAAAAUAUAAUAGGAUUAUCGAAAUUUUAGAAUUAGAAAAAAUAAAGCAUGAUUCUAGUUGA